Molecule: messenger RNA, 981 nt
Organism: Rotaria sp. Silwood1
Lineage: Eukaryota; Metazoa; Rotifera; Eurotatoria; Philodinida; Philodinidae
Source: the annotation of a GenBank genome assembly
AUGUCAGAUUCAAAAGCUGAGGCUAGUACUACACCAUGUCAAAAACCAAUACCUAAAAUUAAAGAUAUUUCAAUGAUGAAAGCCUGGAAAGAUUCUAAAGCAUAUAGAGAAUAUACAUUAUUUGUUCAAUCCCUUAAUCGAGCUGUACAUGGUUUGAAAAAUACUGAUUCUGUUCCUAUUUCACCUACUCUUGAAAAAUUAAUUAUUUUACUUGAUAAACUUGAUUCAUUCAUUGAUCAAUGUCCACCUAAAGGUCGAUCACGUUUUGGUGAUGCUGCUUAUCGUGAUUGGCAUGCCAAACUUAAACAGGAAAGUGAACAAUUAUUAAAAGAAGCUUUACCUGAACAAUAUCAUAAUUAUCUUGAAGAGCUUACUCCUUAUUUACAGGAUUCAUUUGGUAAUAGUACUCGUUUAGAUUAUGGCACAGGUCAUGAAUUAGCUUUUGUUUUAUUUCUUUUAUGUUUGUGCAAAAUCGAAGCACUUACUGAACAAGAUAGUCGAGCUAUGGUAUUGAAACUUUUUGCACGUUAUCUUGAUUUAUGUCGAAAAUUACAACGAACUUAUUAUUUAGAACCAGCUGGAUCAAAAGGUCAAUGGUGUUUAGAUGAUUAUCAAUUUUUACCAUUUCUUUGGGGUUCAUCACAAUUGACAGAUGAUGGUCCUCUUGAACCAAAACAAGCUAUUGAUGAACGAUUUUAUCGAGAUUUAUCGAAUGAUUAUUUAUAUUUAAGUGCAAUUAAAUUUAUAAAUGAAGUUAAAACAGGUCCAUUUUUUGAACAUUCAAGUACACUUCAUGAUAUAUCAAAUGUAGCUCAUUGGUCUAAAGUUAAUCAAGGAAUGAUUAAAAUGUAUUAUGGCGAAGUUUUGGAUAAAUUUCCUAUAGCUCAACAUAUUCUUUUUGGUAAUCUUAUAUCAUUUGAUCCUGUGCCAAAACCAACUGGAGAAGGUCUUUUUAAAAAGCCAGCAUCUGUUACUCACUAA